This is a messenger RNA of Carassius carassius (crucian carp), 2914 nucleotides long. RefSeq names its product coiled-coil domain-containing protein 177-like. The transcript is spliced from 2 exons. Bases 193 to 2691 code for a protein of 832 amino acids. The record is from RefSeq and is a predicted model, not a curated record. NCBI's taxonomy places the organism in Eukaryota, Metazoa, Chordata, Actinopteri, Cypriniformes, Cyprinidae.
AGUCACACGGAGGCGGAGCACGGAUGCCUCACGGCCAAGGAUGCGAGAGUCAAACAGCAGGUGGAGACUGACUGCUGAAGGAUAGAACCAGACGAGAACCGACCACAUAAUCUCAAACAAAUUCGAUGACGAAGAGGGGAAAUAUCAAUGACCUGAUAUGCUUUAAACGAGUGGGACCUGAUAGCGUAAACCAUGGUGGACCCAUUGGAACCUGAUGACCAGAGUAAAUUCAGAGGGGCCCAGUUUGAAAGCCCUUCUGCAGCAUCUGAAGCACCAUGUUUACCUGAGCCAGGUGAUGAUAGAGAGAAAGAUAUUAGUGUGGAUUCCAGCCCACAGACAGAGCCCAGUACUGAACCUGUACCGAGCUCUCAAGAACCAUGCCAGCAGCAAAACAGUCAACCAGAAGAGCUAAAACUACAUCUGGACCUUUACAAUUUUGACUCACCAGCUGCAGAAGGCAGUCGGUAUGUACUGACAAGCCCUCGCUCUCUCGAGGCAUGCGCACGAUGUGGACUGAAACCUGUGGAGCUUCUGCCUCGUCCACUGUCUGAUUUUGCCCGUGAGGCACCCGGCCGGAGUAUGCGUGUCGCCACAGGAAUGUUUGAGAUAUAUGAGCGGGAUAGACAUGCUAAACUCCGACACUGCAGAGAGGAGAGAGAGCGGAUUAUCAGAGAGGAGAAGAGGCGAAUUCUGCAGGCAGCUCUAAACAAUAAUGCUGGUCCACUGGCUUCAGAGAAGUCACAGGAAACUGUAAAUGCUGGAUUGUCUCAACAAACCAAUAAUAAUUUAAUAAAUCCAGCCCCAAAAAUAACACCCACUUGCAGUGGUGCACCUAAAAAACAAUCUACAUCAACUACCCCUAAAAGCAUGACAGCAGGUUCAGGACAAGUUACUACAGUGUCCACAUCCAGUUCUCCUCCAAAAGUCAGUCCAGUGAACUCUGCUUCUACUGCUAAAGGAACUUGUUCAAAAAAGUCCAUUGAAGCAGAAUCUGGGGAAAAACCUCAAGGUCCAAAACCUUCAAUAAUCCAACGAUCGAUUCAGUCAGCUCCAGGAGGUCAGGGCUCAAAAAAACCCUCCAGCGCCCAUACAAAGGCUCCAAAUACUUUCCCCAGAUCAGUAACAAAACCUUCCUCCUUUCCAAGGACACCAACUUCACUUGCCCCAAUAGUGUCAAAAUCUGCUGUCCAAAGUCCUGCCAAUGGCAUCACAAGUACGUUUGCACAGCACAAUGGGAACAUCUUCUCUAAAUCAAAGGCUAGAUGCAGAAGCCACUCAUUGGAGUCUUUGCAACGCAGACGUGACACGUUUUGUUCCUCUACUGCUUCAACAACAAACACCACAACUACCACAUGUACCUCCUCUGAAUCUGCUUCCUCAUCCUAUAGCUGGGAAGGGGCAAGAGAUCACUGGGCUAAGACAUCAAGCCCUCAUGCCCGGACUUUAGCUACCUUUAACUCCCUGAUGGGUCGCAGUUUGAGCUUGGGAGAUCUUAGCCACUCUCCACAGACUAUGCAAAAAGUCGAGCGCAUUGUGAAAGAGGUGAAACGACGAGGACUUAAAGCUGUCCCAGAACGAGACAGAAAGAUUGCUGCACUAAUGCUAGCCAGGUACCAAGAGGAGGACAUAAUGAGCCAGACACGCUACGUAGCACACCUGCAAUGGGACAGUGAGCGCAGACUAGAGGAGCUCCGAAGGGGACGUGAAGAAAGGGAGAAACAGAGGGCUGUGCAGCAGUGCCAGCGUGCCUGGCAGUCACAGGUUUCUACCCGGCAGCGCUGGCUUAACCAGCAGGAGCGUGAUGUGGCAGAGGCGAAACUUCGCCAAGCAUUGGAAAGUGAGGAGCGUUGGAAGGAACUGGCUGAGCAACAAGAACGCAGCCGGUUGCAGAAACUGCAACAGACUGCUCGUGAGGAGAAACACAAGAAGGCAUUACAAGAACAGAACCUUAAAUCUAUCGAGGAGGAGCGUGUUGCUAUUCUUGAGCAAGAGAAACUGCUCCUCAAGGAGAAACUGACCAUCGCUGAGCUGAAGCGACAGGAGCGAGAGCACCAAAUUCAAGAGGAGCGUCGUGGACUCAACCGUGCCGAGAAGAGGCGCCAUGCAGCUCUUAUCCAAGAGAUUGCACGCAGAGAAGCGGACGAGCGUGAAGAAGCACGGAGAAUAGCUGAAGAGAAGCUAAGUAGGUCUUUGGAAAACUAUGAGCAAAUACAAGAAAAACGUGGGCAAGAGUUAAAGGAGAAAGCUAAGCGAGAAGAGAAGCAGAUCCAGAAAGCAAGACGGGCCGCUGAACUACGUGAGCAACAGCAGAAGGAACAGAUGGAGGCAAGGGCUAGGGAGGCUGAAAGACGUGCACAACAAGCCACUCAAAUAGCUGAAGAGAGGGCGCGGGAAAAGGCCCAACGUGUGGUUCAAAGCAGGCAGGAAAAAAAUCGACUCCAAAGGCUUAAUCGUCAACGCGUAGAGGAGGAGGAGAAAAAGCGUCGCCUAGAACUGUUGCAGUCCAUUGAGCGCAAACUGGAAAAAAGUGAACAGAUUUUUAGAGAAAAACGUGCAGUUUUGGAAAGUGCUCGAUCCGUGGCACGUGCAUCUUUCCACGUGCGCGAUCGUGUUCGUGAAGAGACAAACAUGCGCACCUUCGACAAGAUGGCCCUGGAGGCUCAGUUGAAAGCAAAUUUAGUUGAGAAGUGAGCACUUCAACUGUGCAACUUAUUUACUCUUUCCAUGCACAUCUGUCUAGAAAUAAGUUGUGCUUGAGCCUACAUGCUAGCCUCAUUGCCAAACUACAGCAACAAUAUUGAUGGUCGUGCCCUUAAGUGUUGUAUUUAAAGAUUCAUUUAUUCCUGAUGCUGGAUCAUUUUCAUCAUGUAAUUUAAAUAAAUAUUUUUCUGUAUUUAUAUAUUUAAAAUUUGAA